AUGAAUAUCUCAGUGCUGUGGCUCUACCUGGUCCUUGUGUCCGCCCUGCUAAUCUUCUCAGUGCCCUCUGUCGAGUCCACCUUCCUUCUGUGGGCCUGUUUGUACCGGCUGGAGAUCUGCCCCUAUAAGACCACCACCACUAAAGCGUAA
Drosophila teissieri is the source of this 150-nucleotide messenger RNA. RefSeq lists its product as uncharacterized. Lineage: Eukaryota; Metazoa; Arthropoda; Insecta; Diptera; Drosophilidae. The record is from RefSeq and is a predicted model, not a curated record. The coding region runs from base 1 to 150 and encodes 49 amino acids. The transcript has a single exon.